UCUCAGGGCCAAUCUUCCUCACCAAAAAAAGAAGCCCCAAAUUGAAUAUAAUUACCAGUAUUUGUAGUAUCUUUUUAAAAAUUGUUUUUUGAUGUUAUAGAGACAUCUUGAUGUAAGACUUUUAAUUAAAAGAAUACAACUUCCAGAUCCAAUGAAGAUUAUAUUAAAUCACAUUUUCAUAAUUAUCAUUGUGCUCAUUUUUAAGUUUUAUUUCAACCUCAGUGUUCUUCAGUCUUCCUAUUUUAAACCAAUGGUCCAUUAUGGAUAAAUGUUAAAUAACGUACAUCUAAGAAUAAAGUAUUUGUCUCCGUGUAAUGGACAAAGUCAACAUUGAUUAGAAAAUAAGAUUCAAGCUCCUCAACAAGGUCCUCAUUGGGGAGCUGCCUGUCUACCUUGUGUUUCUCUCCAGCCUCAUUUCCCCCCACCUUGUACUGUUCGCUCCUGCAGAACUGAAGAGUUCACACUUCUUCACUUCCACCCUGCUCUUUCUUGACCAUGUGCUGUCUCUAACGCUGCUCUCUUUUCCUGCUGAUGCCCAUUCUCCUUUUUCAACCUGGAAAAUUUCUGGUUAUCCUCCAAGACAGCUCAGACAAUAUUUGUUGCAGGAAGUUUCUCCUAAUUUUCUCUCUUUGGGCACAAUACCCCCUCUUCACCACCUGUGAAUACUUUCAUCUCUGCACAUACCGCAGUAUACUGAAAUUAUCUGUUUACCAAUUUGCAUCCCAAAAUAAAUUCAAAAGCCGAGAUACAUAGUAACUCCAUCAUCUAGCACGGUGCUUGUCACAGCAGGAGCACCACAGCAGGUGUUCAAUAAAUGUUAGUUAGAAAUAAGCGAACUGUUGGUUGAGUGAGAUUUCUUUCUCACUCUGAAAUUUGCUUCUCUAAGAUGUUUUAGUCUCCAGACAUACUGGUUGAUUUGAUCCAAUUAAAAGAAUUCUGCAUUCCCAAUUUCCCUUCUAUUUAAGACAUAUUUUACAGUGAGUUUUCCUCUAAUGUCAGGUCCAUUUUUUCUGUUCUCCUUCAGUUUGGAAGUUUUAUAUUUUAUUUCUUAGAACAUCCUUGCAGUGGACUGAAUGUCUGUGUCCCCCAUAAAUUCGUAUGUUGAAAUCCUAAUCCCAAUUUGAUGGCAUUUGGAGGUGGAGCUCUGGGGAGGUAGUGAGGUCGUAAGUGUGAAGCCUUCAUGAAUGGAAUUGGUGCCCUUAUAAGAAGAGAGCAGAGAGCUAGUCAGCUCUCUUCCCAUAUGAAGACACACUGAGAAGUUGGCCAUCACCCAGAGAGGGCCCUCACCAGAACCUGACCACGCUGGCGCCCCACUGCAGGACUUCUGGCCUCCGGAACUUCAGUACACUUUGGGCAGCAAUGCGCAGUCUAGUUCCGUCGAACAGAAGAAGGGGAAAUUCCCAAUCUGGCCAGAAUGGAGUGAAGCUGACAUAAACGCAGAAAAGUGGGACGCAGGCAAAGGUGGAAAAGAAAAGGACAAAAUGGGGAAAAGCCCCAUAUUUCAUUUUUUUGAAGAUCCUGAAGGAAAGAUUGAAUUACCACCAUCACUGAAAAUUUAUUCCUGGAAACGUCCACAGGAUUUUUUAAUUAAUCGGGUUCCCGUAGUUGUGAAAAAUGAAAUCCUGUUUGACUUGUUUUCAGCAAAUGAGCAUUUACUCUGCAGUGAGCUGAUGCGAUGGAUUAUCAGUGAAAUCUAUGCUGUGUGGAAGAUCUUCAACGCUGGCGUGUUGAGCAAUUAUUUUAAAGGGACUGUAGGGGAGCCCCCCCUUCUCAUCUGGAAGCCCUGGGAACACAUAUAUUCUCUGUGCAAGGCUGUAAAGGGCCACAUGCCUCUGUUCAAUAGUUAUGGAAAGUAUGUUGUGAAACUUUACUGGAUGGGUUGCUGGAGAAAGAUAACUGUUGAUGACUUUCUGCCUUUUGAUGAAGAUAACAAUCUGUUGCUUCCAGCUACAACCUGUGAAUUUGAACUCUGGCCAAUGCUUCUGUCUAAAGCUAUCAUUAAACUGGCAAAUGUUGACAUCCAUGCAGCCGAGAGGCGAGAACUGGGCGAGUUCACGGUUAUUCAUGCUCUCACAGGGUGGCUACCAGAAGUCAUUUCUCUCCACCCAGGAUAUAAGGACAAAGUUUGGGAGCUCUUGAAAGAAAUAUUGCCUGAAUUUAAGCUGUCAGAUGAGUCCAGCUCUGAAAGCAAAAUAACAGUGGUAGAUACCAAAUUAAAAGAACCAGCGAAGGAAGUGAAAGAUGGCAAAGAAUUCAAACCUGAAAGCUCAGUGACAACACUAAAGACACCUGAAAAAAGUGACAAAAUUCCAAAGGAGAAAGCAGAUGCGAAAGACCUUGGGAAGAAGCGGAGUAAAGAUGGAGAAAAGGAAAAGGAAAAGGACAAAUUCAAAUGGUCGCUGCACGGCUCCCGGCCCUCGUCAGACGUCCAGCACUCUCUGCUGUCUCUGUCAGACUGUUCUUCAGGAAUGCAGGCCCCUCACAUGGUUGUGUAUGCUACCUUUACACCUCUCUAUUUGUUUGAAAAGAAGAUCUUCUCCUUAGAGAAGAUGGCCGAUUCUGCGGAGAAGCUGAGAGAGUACGGGCUUUCCCACAUCUGUAGCCACCCUGUGCUGGUGACCAGAACCAGGUCUUGCCCGCUAAUAGCACCACCAAAGUCACCUCUUGUCCCUCCCUGGAAACUCUUCCGUCAGAAAAAAGAAAGGGUCAUAACAGAUGAGCCUCAAGAAUUGGUAAUAAAGAAGCCUGAGCAGUUUCUUGAGAUUUCAAGUCCGUUUUUGAAUUAUAGAAUGACUCCGUUUCCAAUUCCAACAGAAACUCAGUUUGUAAAAUCUUUUAUUAAGAAAGGGGUGGCUCCAAGAUCUAGUCUAUUUUCCCUUACUGAAAAUGAAGAAACUGCCACCCUCAGCCAGACAGACUUAAGUCAAUUGACGGCAACUGCGUCUCAGGGUAAUCUUGCUUCACAAGUUACAUCUGGAAAAGAUGAACUAACAGACCUUGGAAUGAAUGACGCAGCUCAUCAAGCUGAGGGAGUCGGUUUAGAAAGAGAUUUGGUCAGCCAGGUGACAGAGUCACAGGAAAAGUCACAGGAGGACCUUAUAGCAAUAAAUAAUGGUGUUUCUAAAGAAAUAUGGUUAGAUUUUGAAGACUUUUGUGUAUGCUUUCAGAAUAUAUGUAUUUUCCACAGGCCAAGUUCAUAUUGCUUGACCUUUCAAAAAACAGAAUUCAAGUUCUCGGAUGAACGUGUGUCCUACUAUCUGUUUGUGGAUAGUCUAAAACCUAUUGAACUACUGGUUUGUUUUUCUGCAUUGGUCCGCUGGGGAGAAUCUGGAGCUUUAACAAAAGACAGCCCUCCCGUAGAGCCUGGACUACUUAUAGCUGAGACAGUUUCUUGGAAAUCUCUGAAGCCAGGCAAUCUGGUUCUGAAGAUUCAUACCUAUGCCACCAAGGCUACCAUUGUUCGCCUGCCUGUCGGGAGGCACAUGCUGCUCUUCACUGCCUACUCCCCGGUGGGGCAUUCCAUAAACAUCUGCAGCAUGAUGACUUUCGUCGUUGGGGAUGAAGAUGUCGUGCUACCUAACUUCGAGCCGGAGAGCUACCGAUUCGCAGAGCAGUCGCUAACCAUUUUGAAAGCUGUCGGAAAUGUGAUCGCUCAUUUCAAAGAUAAGCGCAAACUUCCCAGAGCUCUGAGGGAUCUGCAAACAGCUCACUACCCUUUGCCCCUCCGUGACAAGGAGCUAACUGCCCAGCACUUCAGGGUUUUUCAUAUUUCUUUAUGGCGUUUACUGAAAAAAACUCAAAUAACAAAACCUCUUGCAAACUUCAAAUUUGCAUUCCGUGCCAUGGUUCUGGACUUGGACUUACUUGAUUCCUCCUUGGAAGAUGUUUCUUUAGCGGAAUGGGUAGACGUUAAAUAUUCUGUGCCAGCGAGUGAUAAAGAGUAUUCUCCUGAGGAAGUAGCAGCAGCAAUUAAAAUUCAAGCCAUGUGGAGAGGGUCUUACGUCAGAUUGCUUAUGAAAGCUAGGACACCAGACACAAAAGAAAAUACCAGUGUUGCAGACACUCUUCAGAAAGUUUGGGCUGUCCUGGAACUGAAUGCAGAACAGUAUGCAAUUUCUCUCUUAAGACUAAUGUUUAAAAGCAAAUGCAAGUCUAUGGAAUCUUAUCCAUGCUAUCAAGAUGAAGAAACAAAGAUUGCUUUUGCUGACUAUACCGUGACAUAUCCUGACCAGCCACCAAAUAGUUGGUUUAUAGUAUUCAGAGAAACAUUUUUGUUUCCUCAAGAUAUGAUUUUGGUUCCCAAAGUAUAUACUACACUUCCAGUUUGCAUGCUCCACGUUGUUAAUAAUGACACAAUGGAACAAGUGCCAAAGGUAUUCCAAAAAGUGGUGCCAUAUCUUUAUACCAAAAACAAGAAAGGAUACACAUUCGUGGGUGAAGCAUAUACUGGAGACUCGUAUGUAUCAUCCUCACGAUGGAAACUGCGCCUCAUUGGUCCUUAUAAUCCACUCCCGUGCCUCUCUCGAGACUCUCCAUGCAACACCUUUACCAUAAAGGAAAUCAGAGAUUACUACAUACCCAACGAUAAGAAAAUUUUAUUCAGGUAUUCGGUUAAAGUUGCUUUACCACAUCCUGUUACAGUACACGUACGUACCUCCAAACCAGAUGCAUUCAUCAAGCUACAGAUUCUAGAAAAUGAAGAAACUAUAGUGAGCUCCACCGGGAAAGGCCAAGCCUUAAUCCCAGCAAUUAACAUCUUGGGAAAUGAAAAAACUGUGAGCUCCCAGUCUAGCAAGCAAGUUCUUUUAACCCAUGCUUCACCCAAGAAAGAGCAAGAAUUGUUAGCUAAGAAGAAAUCUGCCCCAGGAAGUCAGAAGUCCUAUAAGGGCAAACCUGGAAGUGCAGUGGUGGACAGUGGCCAGCCUAUUUUGGACGAGGAAUCUGUCAGUUUGCCCACUGUGGAAGAAAAUGCUAGUACGCCACAGCAGGUUUACAAGUACAUCAUACAGUGUUUGGUGUUAUAUAACAGCUGGCCUCUCACUGAAAGUCAACUGACGUUUGUUCAAGCACUGAAAGAGUUAGAGAAAAGUGAUAGCAAAGCUCAUGGAGAAAAACAUGAGGAAUUAAUUACCUUGGGAAGCCCAGAUUCCCAUGCUAUCAGUGAGGGGCAAAAAUCUUCAGGAACUUCCAAAACAACAAGAAAAGGCAAAGAAAAGUCAUCUGAGAAAGAAAAGACAGCCAAAGAAAAACAAGCACCUCGCUUUGAGCCUCAGCAGAUGUCCACUGCCCACUCUCAACAAGAAGACCCAAAUAAACCCUACUGGAUUCUGCGGUUGGUCACUGAACACGGUGAAGCAGAUUCUUUUGAAGUGAAAAAAGAUACCGAACGAGCAGAUGAAAUCCGAGCCAUGAAGCAAGCCUGGGAGUCGGCUGAGCCAGGAAGAGCAAUCAAGGCUUCUCAGGCUCGUCUGCAUUACCUCAGCCGGAUAUUUAAGAAAAUUCCUGAUUUUGAGAGCAUGCCUGUGUGUGAAAGUCAAACCAGAGCAGGGGAAGAAGGUCAGUGGAGUCUGCCCAGCUGCCUUGGAGCACAGAGCUGUUCCGUGCACCUCUUAGAAGAUAGUCAACAAGUCAUGCUUGAAACAUCUGCAGGUGCCACAAAAGAGCCAGAGGCAAAGUAUUCCUUGAAUUCGGAGGCAAAAGAGAGCACAGCAUUAGGGAGUAUGCUAUGGAAGAAGUGGCAACUAACCACGGGCUUGAAGGAUCUGGCAAAAUCGAUGAACACUGAAAGUGGAGGAGGGUUUCCAGGAGGGAAGGAGGAGCGAGAGCAGAGCCAGCGGAAGGAAAACAUGGGGCCUCAUUUACGAUCCCCAACUCUUUUGGAAAUAUCUCCUCAACUUAUUCGAAAAGAGCUAGAAUGUGUGGACUUAACUCAAUAUGUUCGGAAAACAAAUACUGAGCCUAUGCUGCAAACAGAGGAACUAAACCAACAGGAAGCGAUGCAAAAAGCAGAGGAGGUCCAUCAGUUUCGAGAGUACAGGGCGAGAAUCCUCAGCAUUCGAGACAUUGACCAGGAAGAACGAGUGAAGUCGAAGGAUAAAGUCCUGGAGAUGUAUGGCGAGAUGAGGGACUCCUUAGACGAAGCCCGACAUAAAAUCUUCACCAUCCGGGACGAGUAUAGAAAUAAGCUGCUGGAAGCUGAGCGCCUGAGGUUGGAGGCGCUGGCUGCGGAGGAAGCAGCGAUGAAGGUGGAGCCGGAAAAGAAGAUCCCAGCCCCUGACGCACAGAAAAAAAAGAAAGGAAAGAAAAAGUAGCCAGGAGUUGCUGAAUACUACCUUUCUUCUUCCGAAGAAGACCCUACUUUUAAUGAUCAAUAACUUCGCUCGUUGAUAAGCUAUUAGGCUAAUUGAAAAUAGAAGUUUUCCUACCCUAAAAAUAAUUUCUGCAUUUUAAUGUUAAUUUGUUAUUUUUUCUCAGAAAAGUAUUAUUUGAAGCCGAGUAUAAAUUUUUCUAAUUUCAAUAAAAAUUGCCUCCAAAUACUUAGAUGUAAUAAAAUUUAUAUGACUUGCUUUGAAUUGCUGCGUUUGUAAUUAGUACUAAAACAAAAUCAUAAUGGAGCCAACAGGAUUGACUUUGAAAAAGUUAAUAAUGAGGAAAAUAGCUAUUGUUAUUGGAGAAAAUUUUGUCUCGAAAGACUUUAAAAUAUUAAAAUAUAUGCUUCAGA
This is a messenger RNA of Equus caballus (horse), 6721 nucleotides long. NCBI's taxonomy places the organism in Eukaryota, Metazoa, Chordata, Mammalia, Perissodactyla, Equidae. The record is from RefSeq and is a predicted model, not a curated record.